CGGGAGGACGUCUUUUGCCAGCCAGGAAGGGAGGCGCGUGGAGCUCCCGAGCAGGAACUGAGGAGCGCAAACCCCACUGGGGUUGCCGAGGCAGACCCGCGCGCGGCCCCUCGCCGCACCAUGGAGCCCUGCCGCGCUCUGGCGCUGUGCGCAGGCUCCCUGGGCCUGGCCGCGCUCCUGGUGGCCCUGAGCACGGACUUCUGGUUUGAGGCCGUCGGUCCGCACUCCACGGCGCACUCGGGGCUCUGGAGCAAGGAUCUGGAGGACUCAGUGAGAGGCUACAUCCGCGUGACGCAGGGCUUCAGCCUUGUGGCCGCGCUCUGGAGCUUGGUGGCUGUGGUCUUCCUGGCCAUGUCCUAUAUCCCUGCACUGUCUGCCCCCGGCCGGGGCCCCAUUGUCUCGUGCAUCACGGCCUUUGCUGCGGCCCUGUCUGCUGUGGUGGCCAUGACAGUCUACACCUGUGAGCGGUGGAACCAGCCUCCCCGACCUCAGGUCCAGACCUUCUUCUCCUGGUCCUUCUACCUGGGCUGGGUGUCGGUUCUCCUCUUCCUCUGUACAGGAGGCCUGAGUCUGGGGGCUCACUGCCGCGCCCCCCAGCCUGGCUACGAGAGCAUGUGAGCAAGAUGAAGCACGGAGGCUGCGAGGAAGCCGGAACCCCGCCCGCCUUCUCUGUUUCUUCAUUCAACUGCUCACAAAAUACUUGGCUAAGAUCUGC
Molecule: messenger RNA, 715 nt
Organism: Sorex araneus (European shrew)
Lineage: Eukaryota; Metazoa; Chordata; Mammalia; Eulipotyphla; Soricidae
Gene: NKG7
Product: natural killer cell granule protein 7
Exons: 4
Coding region: 121-618 (165 amino acids)
Cellular component (GO): plasma membrane
Source: RefSeq, a predicted model, not a curated record